This is a messenger RNA of Aspergillus tanneri, 537 nucleotides long. RefSeq lists its product as uncharacterized. Lineage: Eukaryota; Fungi; Ascomycota; Eurotiomycetes; Eurotiales; Aspergillaceae. Bases 1 to 537 code for a protein of 178 amino acids. Gene Ontology annotation, biological process: ketone body biosynthetic process; L-leucine catabolic process. The transcript has a single exon. Gene Ontology annotation, molecular function: hydroxymethylglutaryl-CoA lyase activity. The record is from RefSeq and is a predicted model, not a curated record.
AUGUCCGAAGCAGAUCUUAGUCAGAUCCUCGGUGGAACAGGGAGUCGAGAGAGCCCGGGUCGUGGCUUGCCAGGCGCGACAGCAUGGGGUCGCCGUGUGAGGGACAGAUCCCUAUCAAGUCCUCUAUACCGUCACAGAUAUGUAUCUUGUACGUUCGCCGACCCCUUCGACGGACCAACCUCUCCAUCCGCAGAGCUCCGCAUGUUGAGUGAAUUACGGGCCACGAGAUGCUACGAAGCAGUCUCGGUGAUAACCCUCGGCGUCAACUGUCCCGAGACUGUCCAAUCCCUCAUCGUCUACCUGCUAGAGAAUCACAUCCUCCUCGACCGACUCGCUGGUCACUUUCACGACACAUAUGGACGAGCGGUCGCCAACCUGUGGGAGGCAUAUCGAUGCGCACUGCGCGUGUUCGACAGUAGCGUUGCUGGACUGGGUGGGGGUCCGUUUGCUCCCAGGGACGAGGGGAACGUCGCAACGGAAGAUCAGGUCUAUCUUUUCUAUCGUGAGGGGAUUGACACGGGGAUUGAGAUCUUCUAA